GUUCAUCUGUCUGAGCAUCUUUACAAGUUUCAGUAACACUUAAGUGCAACGAAACCUUAAGAACAACCAAAACACUAUGGCAACAUCAGAUGGGUUUCCAGCCAGUUUCUAUGGUGAGCCAGGAGUGCUGGGCAUGUUAUCCAAUGGGAUCAGUGCAUUCCUUGUACUUCUGCAGAACUUCAAUACAGCGCGUACUGGCAUUGCACCAGUAGGAGUGGAGAACAUCCUUGCAGGUGUCCAUCUGAUCCUAAUUGGUGGUAUAUGCCAACUGGUGGCCGGACUGCUUUCCUUCAGAAAAUAUGAUCAUCUGAGUGGCACUGCCUUCAUUGGCUAUGCUGCUCUUUGGGGCAGUUAUGGUGCCACCCGAAUCUACUUUGGUGCCUUAGAUGAAACUCAAACCCCAGCUCUGAUACCACAUCUAAUGAUAAACAAUAUGUCCCUGUCCACUAAUGUGACGAACAACACAUAUCUAUUUCUGUCCAUAAAAGAGUCAGCAAUCGCUGGUCUGGUCCCCUAUAUCCUUCUGUCCUUCCUCCUAGCCUUCUGCUCCGCUACAGUCAACUACAUCAUGCCUUUUGUUUUUGGGGCCAUCACAGCCACCUUAAUUUUUGAAGCAGUAGGUCUGGUGGCGAGCUCUUGGGCUCUUGUGGUCUCUGGGGUCCUCGAGUUGCUCAUUCUAAUUUUUGCCAUUUACGGUUCAGCUGCGCUGCUCCUCAAAGGUCUGACUCAGCGUCUGGUCCUCAAAGGCUUUGGUACCCCUCUCUUUAACGUUCUCCUGCUAGGGACUGCCAACUCAGCAAGUGCCCAGAGCAUUGGACAAGAGAAAAAGAAAAACACAAAAUACGCAGAGCCCAUGGCCUUGGGUUUCUUCUGUGACACUGUUGCCCCCUUCAUCUUCGCUUUCUACAGCUUUGGGUAUGUUAAGUCCUUUGGCCUAGGUGCUGCAUGGGUCUCAAUCAUCUCAGUCGCUCAGCUGUUCUCAAGUUACUAUGCCCAUCUGCGCCAAGAUUGCUAUCACACCACCAAGUUUGGUCUUCAUGCUACAUAUUGGCUGAUCAAAGCGUGGGAUGAGUUUGUGGUAUCUGCUCUGAUUGUAGAGGACAGUAAAGUGGUCUCAGGGAGGGAAUCAAUGGUGGGGGACUGGUUCUUUGUGGUAGCAGGCUUGUUGCUCUGCGUGGGAAGCCUGAACAUGGAUGUCCUGGAACUGAUCCACAACAUGCUCUUUGUCCUGCUCACUGUCUCAACAAUCCCUCAGAUCCCUCUCCAGGGUUACUACAUCUUCUUUGGUGUAGCUUGCUCCCUGUUCACUGCAGCCUCCCUUUAUGGUACUUUCUCACGUCUCAUCAACACAAUAGCAGAGAAGUCUCUCAUCCCUGUUGGCUCUCAGCCCGUCUCCACUGAACAGCUACAGAGAGCCUUCAAGUGCAGCAGAUCUAAUCAGGGAGACCAGAGGGUGCAUCAGGCUUCAGACGCCCUGUUCUACCUUUCAAAUGGAGUUGCAGCUCUCUCUGCCCUGCAUACACGCGUGUCAAGCUCAAACCCCACCUUCCUCAAUCUGACAGUCCCUUGGGUCCUCAUCUCUGGAGCCAUCAUCCAGGUUUAUGUCAGCCGGCUGCAAGUUACUGGAGGUGGCCAUUUUGGAUCCGUCAUCUCGGCCCUCUAUGUAGCAGUGUGGGCAACCUGGACCUGGUUUAGGUUUGCAGGUAACCUGCUGCAGCUUUCUACAGAAGCCUCCUAUGGUUUUACAGCAGGAGCCAUUGCUUUCCUGGUCAUUAAUGUCUUCCUCAUGCUCAUAGCUGCAUACAGGAAUCUAGUUUUGCUGUUUCUAACAACAGUCAUGGAGGUUGUUCUGGUCUGCUUCCUGCUGUCCACCUUGCAGCGACUGCCGUACGAACUAGAAAUGGCCAUGCUUGCUCUGCUUUCAAUAAUUUGUGUAUAUGGAGCUCUGGCAUCACUGGUCAACUGCAUCUUCUCACAGAGACUUCUACCUAUGGGACCUUCCUUAUUAAAGGAGAAAGUGAAGCAGGAAACCUCUCCAGAGCUGUCCUGUCCUGUCGCUGAUUCACGACUCACCAGUGGUCUCCUGAAGAUCGCUGGUCUUCUGGAGAAAGGUGGAGUAUGUGGUAUCCCCACAGACACAGUCUAUGCCCUGGCCGCCUCCUGCAAGAAUCCUCAGGCUAUAGAGAAAAUCUACAACAUUAAAGACAGACCAGCAGAGAAGCCCAUCUGUAUCUGCAUCUCUAGUGUGGAGCAGCUGGUAGCUGCCAAGCCUCCCUUCAGUCCUCUGCUCUGGGAGUUUAUGAGGAAUGUGUAUCCAGGAGGAAUCAGCUGCAUCGUCAGCAAAGGAGACUGGCUCUUCAGGCUCGGAGUGGGCCCAGCUUACGACCGGGUUGGUACCAGGGACAGCAUCAUGAUCCGCGUCCCUGACCACACUGUGACCGGCCACCUUUGUGACAUCACUGGGCCCCUUGCCAUAACCUCAGCCAAUCCCAGUGGAGAGGCAGACAGCACCCACCACAGCAUGGUCAUCAACCGACUGGGACACAAGAUCCAAGGAGUUCUGUGUGAUGGUAAUUCUAAUGAAGUUGUCGCCUCUACUGUGGUCAACUGCCUAAAGAUUGAUGAAGGGACCAUCACCAUUGUGAGGGAAGGCUGUGUCCCUGCAGUUAAAGUCCAACAGAUCUUUGACAGAGUGAAAAGCAGUAUGGUGUGAUUGUGACCUACCUUAUUUCUCUCCUUUCUAAGAGCCUCUUAACACCUGGUUCCCCACAAGAUCUGAUUAAACACCUCCGCUAUAUCCAUUCAACAACCUCUGGGACAUUUUGGGAAAAAAUGAUGAGAAAGAAUGAAAGAAAAAAUGGAGUACAGUUGCUUAUAUUAUGUAUAUGUGUAAAUGUGGAUGUCUUGAUGAAGAAGAAUAUAUCCAUUUGAAGCUCACAAUAUCCUUAAUGGACAAUUAUCAGUGAAGGAUUUAUUUUACAUGAAGUAUCAUUCUGGCAGGGAACUUUAAGAACUUUGACAUUUAUGUUAUUAUUUGAUAAAUAUUAUUGUUUUUGUGAGAUGACUGUUAUACAACUAUAAUCAUUCUGUAAAUAUAUGUUUAUUCAUUUAAGUUAUGCUGUAUGUUGAUGUGAAUUUUGCACUUAUGUUAAUUUUAAGGUUGGAACUGAAAUUUUGUCUUAUGUUACUGUGUGUAUUUAAGCUCAUUGUGUCUUCUUGCACUUAAUAAUUCUGUGAA
Messenger RNA from Toxotes jaculatrix (banded archerfish), 3238 nucleotides. RefSeq lists its product as uncharacterized. Gene Ontology annotation, molecular function: nucleotidyltransferase activity; tRNA binding; double-stranded RNA binding. The transcript has 11 exons. NCBI's taxonomy places the organism in Eukaryota, Metazoa, Chordata, Actinopteri, Toxotidae. The record is from RefSeq and is a predicted model, not a curated record. Bases 77 to 2713 code for a protein of 878 amino acids. Gene Ontology annotation, cellular component: cytoplasm. Gene Ontology annotation, biological process: regulation of translational fidelity.